AUGCAUCACUAGUAUCAGUCUGGUCCUUUUUAAACAACAUGGUUGAACACGAGGGAUAGUAGCGUAAACAGCCACAAUGCGUAUCGAAAAGUGUUACUUUUGUUCGUCAAACAUAUACCCAGGCCAUGGUAUUCAAUUUGUAAGAAACGACUCCAAGAUCUUUCGGUUUUGCCGAUCUAAAUGCCACAGAGCAUUUAAAAAGAAGAGGAAUCCGAGAAAGUCGAGAUGGACAAAAGCUUUCAGGAAAGCUGCAGGGAAAGAUCUUGCUGUGGACCCCUCGUUUGAGUUCGAGAAGCGGAGAAAUGUUCCUGUCAAAUACGACAGACAGCUGUGGAACACGACAAUGAAAGCAAUUGAGAGAAUUGAAGAAAUUCGCACCAAGAGACAAAAUCAGUUUAUAAAGAACAGAUUACAGAAAGGAAAGCAGUUGCGUAAAGAGGCUGACAUCAAAGAAGUGGAAAAGAACAUUCAUUUGAUUCGGGCACCAGGAGCGACCAAGUCUGUGAGGAUGGAGAAGAAGUUGGUGGAGGUUGUGGUGGAACAGGACGAUGACGAUAUGGAAGAGAACUAAACAUCUGACAGAGAACUAAACAUCUGACAGAGAACUGAACAUCUGACAGAACUAAACAUCUGACAGAACGAAACAUCUUACAGAGAACUAGACAUCUCACAGAGAACUAAACAUUUUACAUAGAACUAAACAUCUUACAGAGAACUAAACAUCUUACAGAGAACUGAACAUCUCACGGAGAACUUACUCAAUGGUCACAUAGAGAGCUAAAUACAUACCAAGGAUGUGGUUAUGUAUUUCUACUUCAGGUCAAGGUUCCUAGAUCUAUGUGCACUCAAAAGACAACAUGACAUUACAAAGUUUGAGAACUUAAUAAGAUAUUUAAAAGUGAUCAAAUAAAGGAAAUCUCACAUUA
This is a messenger RNA of Gigantopelta aegis, 926 nucleotides long. RefSeq names its product probable ribosome biogenesis protein RLP24. Gene Ontology annotation, cellular component: nucleolus. NCBI's taxonomy places the organism in Eukaryota, Metazoa, Mollusca, Gastropoda, Neomphalida, Peltospiridae. The record is from RefSeq and is a predicted model, not a curated record. Gene Ontology annotation, biological process: ribosomal large subunit biogenesis. Bases 77 to 571 code for a protein of 164 amino acids. The transcript is spliced from 5 exons.